Astrephomene gubernaculifera is the source of this 1402-nucleotide messenger RNA. Lineage: Eukaryota; Viridiplantae; Chlorophyta; Chlorophyceae; Chlamydomonadales; Astrephomenaceae. The record is from the annotation of a GenBank genome assembly.
CCCAGCACCGUCUCCUGUUUCCUCAUUACCGCCGUCACCGCCGCCGUCACCGCAACCGCCGUCGCCACAGCCGCCGGUCGUCGCUGCAGUGGCCCUAACGGCGGUGCUGCAGGCGUCGCAGCAGCGCUUCUGCGGCUGGGGGCUGUGGCCUGCAGGUGUGAACGACAUCACCACCCCGCCCGCCCUGGAGUGCCCCGGAUCACCCGCUGCUGAGGCGGCCUCCGCUGCAGCCAACACCACCACCAACGCAGCCGGCGGUACGAGCAGCGGCACCCCUGCCUCCGCAUCCGCCUGGUGGCUUCCGCUGGCACUGUCUGCAGCGGGGGGCAGCAGCAGCAGCAGUGGUGGUGGUGGUGACAGCGGCAGUGGUGGCGGUGGCAGUGGCUUGGUGGUGUUGGGCGGCCCGGCGGCAACCCCGCAGACGCUUCCGCUGCCGCUGCCCCUGCCCGCCGCCUCCUGGUCCCUGCGCCGGCCCGGCUUCACGGAGAUGUACCUGGCCAGCUACGACCCGCAGCCCCUCACCACGACGUCGGCGGGCGCUGCGGCUCCCCACUCCCACCUCGCCAGCCUCCUCUCCGCCGUCAAGUCAGGGUUCGGCCUGGUCUCGGCAUGCACCAGCAACACCACCAGCACCUCCUCCCCCUCCUCUUCCUCCUCCUCCUCGGAGACAUCGUCAGACUCCGCCCUCGCAGCCCGCCUGGCAGCCCUCCAGGACGCGCAGUCCAUCAUCCAGGAUACCCUGCUGCGCGCCUUCUCACCCUUCGCCCUCAUAACCACCACCACCACAACAACAUCAACAGCAUUGUCAUCUUCAACCGAUUCCAACAACGCCACCUCUGCCACAGCGUCUACGCAGCAGUUGCGUCAGUCGCUGCUGCUGCCCCCCGGCAGUGUGACAGGGGCAGCGGCGCCCAACAACUCCGCCCCGCUGCCGGUGCUGCUGGCGGCCAUUGAUGCGGCGCUCACCAGCCCCCUGUCGUACACAGGUGCUGGGCUGUACUCUCUGGCCCAGCCCGCGCUCCUGGCUCUCGAGCACCUGCAGGGCCUGCUGGCCGCCUCCUCCCUGGACCCGGCCACCCCCCACUGCAACGACGACCUAGCCGCCUGGGCCCUCGCCCGCCUGCAACCCCUGGCGGCGGCGGCGCUCGCAACCUCCACCUCCAACGCUUCCAACACUCCCGCCUCCGCCAACGCGUGUGUCGGCAACAGCGACUCCUCCUUCUCCUCAUCGUCAUCUCCCUCUUCCAUCAGCGCAGCCAGCCUCACCGACCGCUUCCUGCUGCGGCUCUCCCAGUCGUCCCUGCUCACGGAGGCGGCGAUGUGGGGGGACACAGCGGCGGCAGCCUUCGCAUGCGCGCAGGCUCGGAACCUGAUGCGGGUAGGCCGCAACCAGACCUCCUCC